CUGAAGAAGAACGGUGAACGACAAAAUAUCACGACACAAAGGAGAGGAGAGCGAGCACAGAAGCUGUUUUCCUCUCUCUCUCCCCGCGAACCCUAGAGAUUCGAUUUCGCCGACUCUGUUACCUUCUUCCUCUACUCCCUGUCGCUACCCUCGCGUAUCAGACCGCCGCCGGAGGCCGCCGUCCCGAGCAGCUCGUGCAGUCUCUCUGGAUCUCUCUUCAUUCAUUCCCCGAUUCAGUAGCCAUAGCUUCGCGCGGUGAGUGGAUAUGAUGUACAGCCGGGGAGGCGGUUCUUCGAGGCCGGAAAUGGUGGAUCGGCGGAGGAUCAUCAACGAUGCGCUCGACAAGCAGCUGGAGAAGUCCUCACCUUCCACUUCCAGGGCUAAAGACAAGGACAGGGACCGAAUCUCUGUGCCAUCUACUUCCACUGGCAAAUCUCAGCCCGAUCACCGAGAUUCUAGGGCCUCUUCUCUCUCCAAGAACAAAGCUUCAGAUGAUGAAGCUGAAUCGGAUAGUGAAUUUUCAGAUGUCAGUGGUUCGGAUGCAGAUGACACGUCGUGGAUCUCAUGGUUUUGCAAUUUGAGAGGGAAUGAGUUCUUCUGUGAAGUAGAUGAUGAAUACAUUCAAGAUGAUUUCAAUCUUUGUGGAUUGAGUGCUCAAGUUCCAUAUUAUGAUUAUGCACUUGAUUUGAUUCUUGACGUUGAAUCUUCUCAUGGUGAUAUGUUCACUGAAGAACAGAAUGAAUUGGUUGAAUCAGCCGCGGAGAUGCUCUACGGUCUAAUUCAUGUUAGAUACAUAUUGACAAGCAAGGGAAUGGCUACAAUGUUGGAGAAGUACAAAAAGUACGAGUUCGGCAGAUGCCCUAGAGUUUAUUGCUGUGCCCAACCUUGCCUUCCAGUUGGUCAAUCCGACAUUCCCCGCUCUAGUACAGUAAAGAUUUAUUGUCCUAAAUGUGAGGACAUAUAUUACCCCAGGUCCAAGUACCAAGGCAAUCUUGAUGGGGCUUACUUUGGAACUACAUUCCCGCACUUGUUCCUGAUGACAUAUGGGCACUUAAAACCUCAAAAGACAGUGCAGACCUACGCUCCCAGAGUCUUUGGUUUCAAGAUUCACAAGCCUUGACACAACUGGACCAGUGAAGUUGCAAUGUAUCUGGGGAUAAUAUCACUUCAGCCCACACGUUGCGUGAGUCGUUCAAACCCAUCCACUCAUCUCGCUGCGUUCUUUCCACUGGCUUCGAUUGGAACAACGGCGGGUCUAACAGGCAAAGUCAAAGUGUUCCGCAUCCAAAUAUUCUGGAGCAAGGAUAUGUCUGUAAGUGUAACAUUCGGGGGAAUAGAGUUCCCACACAAGAUAGUUCAUAUAUUUGCUCUUUUGAAAAGUUUAUCACCCCUCCUUUUGGCUUUUUAUCUUUUUGGAGGUUGUUUGUUAUGAUCUAAAUUGUAGUCAUCAAUAUAAUUGUUCUUAUGCGUUUGUUACGUGUGAAUACACUGUCCAGCCUAAGCCGUUGGAACCUUUGUGGUCAUUUUCCAGUCGAUGUGUACAUCCGAUCAUGGCUCCGGUAAUACACAUGGGAGCUGUUUUUGUUCUUUGCUCAUCUUUUAGUUCUUUGCUCCUGUACUAAACAUGUGAUAAUGUUUUAAAGUUGUCUUGGCCAUGGAAAA
This is a messenger RNA of Punica granatum (pomegranate), 1662 nucleotides long. The record is from RefSeq and is a predicted model, not a curated record. NCBI's taxonomy places the organism in Eukaryota, Viridiplantae, Streptophyta, Magnoliopsida, Myrtales, Lythraceae.